ACAAGUAAAGAUGGCGGGAGAUGCGGAGCUGAGGAAGGCGGUCUGCCUGUAUGAGCGGUUACAGAAGCUGUCAUGUCCGUCUCUGGAGGGAGUUUAUAUAACUGAGCCACAAAGCAUUCAUGAGCUGUUAUGCACCCCCUCUGUCCGACGCCUUGAUGUACUGGAGUGGAUAUGUACAAGAUUGGCUCAUGUCGUUUCCUCUUGCAGCGCUGUUUCUUGUGCCCGUGAGAAUGAGGAGUUUUUGAGAGAGCUGUUCUCUAGCGCCCACUUCCAGGCCACCCUCACGCCUGAAUGCAACCCCUGGCCGGCCGACCUGAAACCCAACUUGCUCACAGAGGAGCAGCAGAAACGGACCGUUCCAGCUGACAAGGAUAAUGUAAUUACUGACUAUUUAGAGGAAUUGCAGAAAAUCACUAUGGAUCUUCAAGAUCUUAAAGAAGAGUGCACUUUCCUCUGUAGCGCAGUUCCCGGUGGGGAUACAGUUACACAGACAUUGAGAUUGGCGCUGACUGAUUUCCACCAGCUCAUCACGGCUUUCACUGAAGUGUAUGAGAACGAGUUUCAUGAACAUUGCGGUCACCUAGCGCCCCAAAUAAGCUCUUCAGGACCUCUCUUCCAAUCCAUCCACAGCUUGCUGGGUAUCUGCAUCAAGAAGCUGGAAGCUAUAGCACAGUUCACCGAAACCUCAAAUACCAUAGUGGAGGUGGUGAGAAAAAGACAGCAAUGUAAAGAGUCCUGGGGAGGCAGCAGCGCGGCCACACUGUAUGAGAAAAUCCAGGAGCUGAAGCAGAACUAUGAGGUGUUCCGGCGUCCUUGGCAGGAGUAGGAAAACGUGUCUAUCAUUGAGGCCUGGGUUGAUGAGCAGCCACCAGCUGGACUCCACAGGAGGAGAACAUUUGGAUAUACUGUAGUACUGACUUUUGGUUGACCUGAAAUGGUCUCUGCCGUUACUACUUCUAAGCUAUCUGCAACUCCAGAGGACAAUGUCCGUCUUAUAUAGAAUGAGCUACAUGGAUCUCCGAGAAGCCUUUCUGUAUGUUUUGGAGACACUGUGGAUCAGCCUUCGCACUUGUGUUGUGUUUGGUUCUGUAGAAUGGAUUACUUUGUCCCAAUGAUACAUUCUUUCUCUUUCGUAUAACUAGGUUUUUAUGCACCAUCUAGAAGAUGGAUGGAAAUUGGAUAUAUACAAUAUUAUUGCUUCUAAUGUAAUUGUCUGAUAAAUUCCUUAUUAAACU
Pseudophryne corroboree (corroboree frog) is the source of this 1235-nucleotide messenger RNA. Its product is annotated as HAUS augmin-like complex subunit 7. Gene Ontology annotation, molecular function: microtubule minus-end binding. The transcript is spliced from 7 exons. NCBI's taxonomy places the organism in Eukaryota, Metazoa, Chordata, Amphibia, Anura, Myobatrachidae. Bases 11 to 826 code for a protein of 271 amino acids. The record is from RefSeq and is a predicted model, not a curated record. Gene Ontology annotation, cellular component: HAUS complex. Gene Ontology annotation, biological process: centrosome cycle; spindle assembly.